AUGUUUUCUCCAAAGAGACUUGAACGAUAUCGAGAGAAACUCAUGUUUGAACCACCAAGCUUGAUGAAGGCAAUCCUUAUCGAUGAUGAUGAUUACCAUCAUCAAUUUCCUGCACAACAAUCACAACAAAGCGACUUCGGAGUUGGUGAAGGAGAAUAUUUUGCAAAAUGUUCGAUCGGAGAAGAAAAGGAAUUGUCAUUACUGGGAGUGGGAGCAACAGUAAACACAAAUCACAUUCAUCAUCAUCACGGAUUUAUUUCAAAGAGAAUGGCAGCUGAUUUUGAUAAUCUUGAUGAGAGUCGGAAAAAGCGGUUGACUCUUUAUUGUCGGGAACAAGUAUCAUCAUUUUGGGAAUAUCACAAUGCCUCCAUGUCAGGAGGAUUUCAGACUUCAAAGGAGUUAUUUUCUCAUCAACAUCAUCAUGGUUAUCAAACAUAUGAUACCUUGUUGUAUACCGUAUUCGAUCCCGAUCUGAGAAAUUGUAACAGUGAGCAAAAUAAUUUCAUUACGAAUGGCGGAGCAAGAUCACCAUCAACACAACAACACCUGUGUCACCACGAAUUUGAAAUUCGAUUUACUAAUAAUUAUCCUUUACAACCUCCUAGAGUGAGAUGUCAUACCCUCUAUCAUCCGAAUGUUCAUCCAAUGACGAGCGAAGUGUGUCUGCCGUUAUUGACCUUAAACGAAUGGAAACCGUGUUUUGUAAUUUCUACAAUUUUAACGGCUAUUGAUCAAUUAUUGACGGAUCCAAUGCAUUGGGCGUCAGAUUGGAAUACAAGUCGAGUGAAUGGUGAAGCAUUUCAAUUAUUGAGAAGUAAUGAAGCAUGUUUUCAAGAACGAAAACAAGAAUAUUAUUUUAGUAGAAGAGCAAGCCCAGUUAUUCAUCAUCCAUGUGAUAGUCAAUUGAGUAGUUGCAUCGAUGCAGAAACACCACAAGCAGAGGCUGAUUCAUCUUCAUUGGAUGAAAUGAUGAUGGAUGAUCCUCAUGUGUGA
Naegleria lovaniensis is the source of this 993-nucleotide messenger RNA. RefSeq lists its product as uncharacterized. Bases 1 to 993 code for a protein of 330 amino acids. The transcript has a single exon. The record is from RefSeq and is a predicted model, not a curated record. NCBI's taxonomy places the organism in Eukaryota, Heterolobosea, Eutetramitea, Acrasida, Naegleriidae.